Messenger RNA from Heterocephalus glaber (naked mole-rat), 1984 nucleotides. RefSeq names its product ring finger protein 183 (gene Rnf183). The record is from RefSeq and is a predicted model, not a curated record. Gene Ontology annotation, molecular function: ubiquitin protein ligase activity. Gene Ontology annotation, biological process: positive regulation of endoplasmic reticulum stress-induced intrinsic apoptotic signaling pathway; protein ubiquitination; response to endoplasmic reticulum stress. NCBI's taxonomy places the organism in Eukaryota, Metazoa, Chordata, Mammalia, Rodentia, Bathyergidae. Gene Ontology annotation, cellular component: endoplasmic reticulum membrane.
UGCAGCCUGGGCCACCUGGCAGCUCCAGGUGCUGUGAGUGUGCUGCCAUGGAGACGGCCCCUGGGUUGGUGGCGAGAAGGCAAUUUCCUGAAGCUUUGCAGAUUCAGGAGAGGGAGAGCACAGAGCCUCAGCCCUCCAGAAUAGUCUGCCCGACCAUCCUAGAGCCACUGGAAGCCCAGAAUUCAGCUCAGACCAAGCACAAGGACAGAGCUUCAUGGGUGUGACUGUGCUCCUUCCUCUCUUCCAGCACAAUCCCUGGGACGCCUCCUGGUGUGUGCUCUAGGAUGGCCGAGCCACAGGGCCGUGCGCUUGAGGCUGAGUGCCCCGUCUGCUGGAACCCCUUCAACAACACGUUCCACACCCCCAAAGUGCUGGACUGCUGCCACUCUUUCUGUGUGGAAUGCCUGGCCCACCUCAGCCUGGUGACUCCUGCCCGGCGCCGCUUGCUUUGCCCACUCUGUCGCCAGCCCACCAUCCUGGCCUCAGGGCAGCUGGUCACUGACUUGCCCACAGAUACUGCCAUGCUGACCCUGCUCCACCUGGAACCCCACCACAUCAUCCUGGAAGGGCGUCAGCUCUGUCUCAAGGACCAGCCCAAGAGCCGCUACUUCCUGCGCCAGCCUCGAGUCUACACACUGGACUUUGGCCCUGAGCCUGGGAGCCAGACUGGGUCCCUCCAAGAUACGGCCCCUGCCACUGGACCCAGGCCCAUCCCCAUCCCCAGCCACUAUUCUCCGAGGGAAUGUUUGCGCAACCCUCAAUUUCGGAUCUUUGCCUACUUGAUGGCUGUCAUUCUCAGUGUCACUCUGUUGCUCAUCUUCUCCAUCUUUUGGACCAAGCAGUUCCUUUGGGGUGUGGGGUGAGUGCUGUUCAUGGACAAGCAACCAAGCUUCUCGGGAUGGGGAUGCAUACCCUCAUUUGGUGUUGUCCUCGUUUGUAGUAUUGUUCGUUUCACAAUCCAGGGUUCGGUGUUAGGCCAUGUGUUUGCUUCUGGGUACAGAGAAGGCCCCACUACAAUGAGGGGAAAAAGGAAAAAAGAAAACCAAAAGCUGAAGGGCUGGGAGACACUGAGACCUCCUGGUGUGAACCAUGGGGUCAUGGAGGACAAAGAAGUGGUUCUAUGGCUACAGAGCCACACAGCAAGUUGUGCCAAAGGGCUGGACAAUGGUAUCCAGGAACCUGCCUAACCCAAACAGCAAGUUACAUUUCUCAAUGGAGCUGCUUUGGACUCAAUUCAUGUUUUGUUGAGUUGCUCUUUUUAUUAUGUAUUGCUAAAAAUUUGGAAAAGUGAGUUUCAAUCCUGUGGGGAAAUGUCUCUACUUUCAGCUAUUUGCUACUAGGCCCAGUCUGCAUUCAUUCAUUCCACAAAAAUUGGGCAGGUGCAGAAGGGAAAGGUAAGAUAUUCAGGGAUGGCAGAUGGUCCCUAGCAGCAGAGAGGGGACAUUCAUUCAGCAGCUUCUUAUAUAAGACAACCUUUUGUCAGCAUGUAGCUCAUGUAGUGUUAGGAGCUAAGAAUCCAAGAAUGAAACAAGCCAGGGUUAGUGAAUUAAGAGAUCUGGAAUGUGGAGGAAUAGGUCUUUAUUCCUGCUGGUAGGGACAGAGGCCCUGACUAGAUGUACAGAGCAGAGCUCAGAUUCCACUCCUGCAAGUGCUGUAAUUCUGGCCUCGAGAUAAGAGGAAACUCCUGACAGAGGCAAAACCUUAGCUCCCGUCCCAGGCCACAGUAGCUAGGGGGGCCCUGGUUUUCACUUUACAUGACAGAAUCCAGGAAGCCAAGGAGGUAAAAUGUGAAUGAUUAGGCUGCUGCUUGGCAGACUGCCAUCCUCAGUGUCUAAUAUCAAUUUCUGCUUCGCUAGUUUUAACCAGGCCUAGUGGCUCAGGGCUCUCAAACAGUUCUCACAUGGCUAAAACACCAUCACAAUUAUGAAAAAAAAUUUUGAACUUUUAAAAAUUGUGUAAUAAAUUACCAUUGGGUAUAGCUCAA